ACCGCACAGAAAGGAAUUCUGGAAUUCUGGAAUUCUGGUCCAGCAUGUCCUGGGUGUCACUGUGAUGAUCUCCGUAUGAAUGUCUACCUUUCAGCUUUCCGCUCCCUCCGGCGUUGGCUUCUCCUCGCAUCGAGUCGAGACAGCUCAGAAUCGUCCCUGACGUAACGUGACGUACUACAGCUCCCUGCAGAGUCGUCCUUAUCGGAUUCAUUUAUCCUUGAAUCAGGUCACACAGUUGGCAGUUGAAUGACGUUUUGUGUCAUGCUAGCAGUGCCUGUUUCUCUGGCAUCCAGGAUCUAGCCCUCUAGCCCUCCUCGUACGCAGCUCUGCAGGUGAUUUUUUUGUCGGCUCAGAAAUAGCCCUCCUUGUACGCAGUUCUGCCGGAGAGAAGAGAAUACAGGAGGAUCUCAUAGUAGCGUCCCACUCUGCACACCUCUUGUGGUUUUGUUGCGUUGACUUGCUUUGACCAGCCGAAUUUGGCUCGAAUUCAGCGGACUCUCUCGGCGUUACUAUGUUUUUCCGUGCACGUGCCAAUCCCAAUAGUACUAAUCCCAGCAACACUAAUCCUGACAUCCCUAAUCCUGGUGCCACUAAUCCCAGCACCACUAAUCCCAGUGCUACUAACUCCAGUGAUACCGCUGGUCUCAAAUCCUCCACUAUUACAGAUCCCAAGCCUACUAUGGAUCCCAAGCCUUCUGUGGAUCCCAAGCCUGCUAUGGAUCCCACGGGGACCACCAGUCGUCAGCCCCCUGGCCGUGACUCCUCGUCCUCCACCAAAGCGCCUGACACCGAAGGGACUACCGGGCGGAGUUCCCGAGGCGGCACCCAGCGGGAAUCCCAAGGGGCCACCCCGAGGAGCACCGCGGGGCAGACUGUUACUACACCCAGGAGUACCGCUGGGCAGACUACAACCACCCCGGACGUGCUAUCCAUGCUCGAGUCCCUCUGGGAGCAGCCCGUCGCCAGCUCAGACACGACCUCCCUCAGAUCCGCCUCCUCCCCUCCCUCCCCUUCCGCCUCCCCAUCCGCCUCCGCUUCCACCUCCGCCACUCCGCGGGCUAGUAUCAGCGACACUCUCCUCCCCCCGACUGCUGUUGCUGCCGCGAGUGCCCCUGCUGGCGGAAGGGGGCGCGGGAGCGAGUUGGGGGAGGUGGCGGAGGUGGUUGAGGGCGGAGAGGCGGAAUUGAGUGAGCUUCCAGCGGAGGGGGAGGGCGCAAGGCCGAUAGUGCCACGCGCAGCGCCCGUUGAUGCUGCUGAGCCUGCUGCGGUGACUGCUGCUGUGCCUGCUGCUCUCACUGCUGCUGCUGCUGCUGGUAGUGGUGGUGAUACAUCUGCUGCUGUGCCUGCUUCCACUGCGGUGCCUGCUGCUGCUCCUGCUGCUUCUGCUGCUGCUGCUGCUGCUGCGGGUACCGAUGACGGAGGCAGCGACUACGAGGACGGCUCAGCUGCAGCACCGGGCGGCAUGCAGCCAAUGACAGUGGCGCCAGAAGCACCCACACCCCCACACUUGCCUCUUCCCCUCGGCUCUCCCCCCUGGUCUCUAGCCCAUCGCCUCUACACCUCUGCCUGCCACGCCCUGCACACCACCCUGCUGCCGCUUCUGCUCUCCCUCUCCCUGCCCCUGUCCCACUCGCCCAGUUCCCCAGGGGAGGAAGCGAAGCCACAGCAGGGUACUACUGGCCGCUGUCGUGCAGGGCAGGAAGGCACUGUCAAGGCAUCCGGAGCAGGAGCAGGGGGAGAGGUGCCACUCCCGUCAGGGUCAGGGUCAGAGCCAUGGGCAUUGGCGUCAGCGUGGGUGGAGGGGUGGCAGUUCGGAUGCUACUGGCCGCUCUCCAGCCCCUUUGGCCCUGCCUGGGCCGUGGGUUCGGCUGCACUGGCGCUGCUGCUGCUGCCUGUGGUGCUGGUGCUGGGGAUUCCCGUGCUCCUGUGCUGGAUUGCUGCUGCAGCGUUCCUCUCUGCCCUCGCAUCGCUCACCCUCCCGCCUCUCCGCAUCACGGCGCGCCGUGUGGAGCUGCCAGAUGGCCGCCACGUGGCGGUGUGUGAGUGGGGCGCAGCUGCCAGUGAUGCGCGCGAGACUAUUCUUGUGCUGCAUGGCACGCCGAGCUGCCGCCUGGUCGGCAUCCCCAUGGUCGACCCGUCUCUCCUCCGCGCCCGCAGAAUCCGCGUGGUCUCGUUCGACCGGCCUGGAAUCGGCCAGUCUGACUACCUCCCCGGCUGGGACCUGCACUCAUCUGCCGCGGACCUGCUCCACCUCGCGCCCCUGCUCUCCCUGCCCCCCAAAUUCUGGGUGCUCGGGUACUCUGGCGGGGGUCCGCAUGCCCUGGCAGUGGCUAGGUUCCUGCCUGAGCGCCUGGCUGGCGUGCUGCUGUGGGCUGGGGAUGUGAAUCCGUGGGAUCUGGUUGACACGAUGGCAGGGGAGAAGGAGCAAGGCGAAACGCAGAGGGGAAGAAAAGGCUCCAUGGAGUGGGGUGAGGCAGAGACGGAGGAGAGCAGUAAGGGCCGUGAGAGCAGGGAGAGUUCAACAUCGUCUAACUCCUUUCUCUCCACGAUCCACAAGCGGUGGGCUGCUUGGAAGCACGCGGCGCUCUUCUCUCUCUCCCUCUGGACCGGCCUGCCCUUCGCUGCUCGCCUGCGCUUCGAAUGCCUGCGCUGGAUCCCUCCCCGUGUCGUCCCCCUCCUCUUCCCGCUCCUCUUCCCCCCCCCCUCGUUCGCCUUCUCGCGCCUGUGCUUCUGUCGUCUUCUGCCAUCCAGCACGCGCUGCUCUCCUAUGUGCAGUGGGCCGAUGCACAGGCACUCUCCCACCCUGACACCAUUCACAUGCUCACAGGUGUGGAUUCUUCUCUCUUCCUCUACCUGCCAGCACGCGCUGUAUCAAGGCAACCUGCAGGCGGUGGUGGAGGAUCUGCUGCUGCCCGCUGUGCCAUGGGGGUUCUCCCUGAACGACCUUAAGCACUGCGACUUCCCCAUCCACAUCUGGCAGGGCACGGACGACCAGGAUGUGCCAGUGCUGCUGUCUGACCUGCUGGCGCACCUGCUGCCAUGCGUGUCCCUGCACCUGCUGCACGGCCACGGCCACUACUCGCCCUUCACUCACCCUGACUUUCACCGCGUCUUCCUCGACACGCUCACCGUGCAGUGACUGAUGGUGAGGCGACUCAGAAGAAGCCACCUUGCCCCUUGAUUCGAGUCCUAGGUUAGCUCACCGGGUGGUGCUGAUAGACCCGGUUAGGGGCGUUUGGGGAGAGUUUGGAGACAGGUGAGGUGAAUUUUCGGGUGGCGGUGAUUCGGGUAAUGGCUGAGAGAGCAAGGGUUUAGUGAGCAUGGGAUGACUGGGCAGUGUAGCAUGACAUUGGCCACUCUUGGAGGGUUGCAUUGAUGGUAGGAAGGGUCUUGUAAAUAUCAUGUACCGUAUAUCCCUGUUUUGUUGUACCGGUAAGUUUUUGUAACAUAAAUUGAAUUAAGUAUG
Molecule: messenger RNA, 3466 nt
Organism: Closterium sp. NIES-67
Lineage: Eukaryota; Viridiplantae; Streptophyta; Zygnematophyceae; Desmidiales; Closteriaceae
Source: the annotation of a GenBank genome assembly